AUGGGCGUCAAGUGCCCCAGGAAGACGAACCGCUGGGUGCAUCUCGGAAACGUGCUUAAAUUCUUGAAGGAAAACCGUCGCAGGCUGAUGACGUACAUCGAGGAGGAUCGCCCCGAUAUGCUGCCGACUGACGCGUGGUGGACCGUGACCUAUGCUAUCGCACCAGGCAUCGACGCAAUCAACAUUGCGUUCGCCCUACUGCAGAACAGGUCGCUGCUGAUGGCGCAGCAGGAGAGCCACAUCAUGGCGCUUGUUGCCACGAUCAGCACCAUGUUCGACCUCGAACUGAUCGAUCCCGACGACGCUGUCGCUCCUUAG
Molecule: messenger RNA, 318 nt
Organism: Aphanomyces astaci
Lineage: Eukaryota; Oomycota; Saprolegniomycetes; Saprolegniales; Verrucalvaceae
Exons: 1
Coding region: 1-318 (105 amino acids)
Source: RefSeq, a predicted model, not a curated record